AUGCUCAAGACAUCUGAGUCCAGGCCAGAAGAGCAUGACGAUAUUUUUCAUAUUAUCAAUCCUCAUUCUAUUGACUGGAAUACGUUGUCGAAGUGUCUAAAGGAAACCGGCCUUUCAUUCGACAUUGUACCUUUUGAAGACUGGAUCAAGAAAGUAAAGCAACAAGGUCCAUCCAAUCCAGCUUACAAGUUUGCGGACUUUAUUGAAAAGAACUUUAUGGGUACAGAAGUUCAAAAUGUUACUUUUGAAACUAUACAAACAGCAAUCAUAGCACCUAUUUUGCUAAAUACACCCAAAGUAGAUGCUGCAUUACUUGAUAAGUUUUCUUCAACAUUGGAAAGAAACAAGUUCUUUUUAAAAAGGAAUUAUUUAUUAAAAAUAAAAAAUAGCUAA
Gilbertella persicaria is the source of this 393-nucleotide messenger RNA. RefSeq lists its product as uncharacterized. The transcript has a single exon. Lineage: Eukaryota; Fungi; Mucoromycota; Mucoromycetes; Mucorales; Choanephoraceae. The record is from RefSeq and is a predicted model, not a curated record. Bases 1 to 393 code for a protein of 130 amino acids.